Molecule: messenger RNA, 1355 nt
Organism: Salvia splendens (bonfire salvia)
Lineage: Eukaryota; Viridiplantae; Streptophyta; Magnoliopsida; Lamiales; Lamiaceae
Product: chaperone protein dnaJ 6
Exons: 9
Coding region: 174-1034 (286 amino acids)
Source: RefSeq, a predicted model, not a curated record
UCCAAAUCCUCGACGAAAAAAUUAGGGCGCGAUGUGGCGGGAAAGAAUCGCCCCCAAAUUGCAUCCCCUUUAAAUACACUACGCGAAUCUCCUCCUUUCGAAAUCUUCCGUCAUUUCAUUUCUGCACGCAGAGACACAGAAAUAUCUACACAUCCUUGUUUAGGUUACUCGAAAUGGUCAAGAGGAGAAGCGCUAGGGUUUCUGAGGAGCAUGUAGAGCUAGAAGAUGAAGAGAUGAACGAAGAACAGGAAUUUCACAGUGCGUCGUCUUCGUCCAACCAGAAGAGCCUGUAUGAGAUUCUUGGUGUGGAGAAACAUGCGUCGCAGCAAGAGAUAAAGAAAGCUUAUUACAAGUUGGCUCUGCGGCUGCAUCCUGAUAAGAACCCUGGUAACGAGGAGGCCAAGGAAAAAUUUCAGCAGCUGCAGAAGGUCAUAUCUAUCCUUGCUGAUGAGGAGAAACGAGCUGUGUAUGACCAAACUGGUUGUGUUGAUGAUGCUGAUCUAGCAGGUGAUGUCAUCCAGAACUUGCAGACAUUUUUCCGAGCCAUGUACAAAAAGGUCACGGAGUCUGAUAUUGAAGAGUUCGAAGCAAACUACAGGGGUUCUGACACUGAGCAAAAGGACUUGCUUGAUCUUUUCAAAAAAGUGAAGGGCAACAUGGAUAAGCUUUUCUGCUGCAUGAUUUGCUCAGAUCCAUUGCUUGAUUCCCAUCGCUUCAAGGACAUCAUUGAUGAGGCUAUAUCUGCAGGAGACUUGAAGUCAACCAAAGCAUACGAGAAAUGGACGAAGAAAGUAUCUAAAACAAAACCUCCCACAAAUCCAUUAAGACAAAGAAAGAAAUCAAAGAAAGGCUCAGAUGAUCUGUAUGCAAUAAUUGCUCAACGACAAAAUGAGAGGCGGGGCAAGGUCGAUUCCAUGUUCUCAUCUCUUGUUCAAAGAUAUGGUGGAGGUGAGCCAGUUCCAGAGCCAAGUGAAGAAGAAUUUGAAGCUGCUCGGCAAAAACUUGAAAGCCGAAGAAUUUCCAAAAGAAAAUAACUAAACCAGGUUUAGGAAUGUCGGUGGAAAAAGGAGAGAAUGAAAUAAAAUGGCGGCGGCAGGAAUUGUCAAAAUGUUCUACCGACAGCUUUGAAUAUGUGUUUACGUGGAAUCUAGUUGUUCACCACCAAGCUGUGAUGUGGCCCACUUACCAUUAAUUUUAGAUAAUAUGUUUUCACAAGAAUGGACAUUUUACCUUAAUUGAUAUGGUAGGAGGACUGGACUUCAUUCCUUAUCCACUCCUUAUGUAAUAAUCAAUGUUUUAAAAACUGCAUUGAUGAAUUAACUGAUAAAACUAUUGAUUCAUGGUUUAUAUAUAAA